Messenger RNA from Cuscuta campestris, 2756 nucleotides. The record is from the annotation of a GenBank genome assembly. Lineage: Eukaryota; Viridiplantae; Streptophyta; Magnoliopsida; Solanales; Convolvulaceae.
UAGCAUUACAUAGUAAGGAUUUUGUUCAUUUUAAAAAAUGUCAAAUUGGUAAUUUGUUUGUGUGUGUAUGUGUUUUUUUUGCUUAUGUAAAUUCAUAUUACAUGAGUUUUGUAUAACUUUAUUGACAGGAAAUAUGAGUUCCCAAAGCAGACACCACCAAGUUUCUAUCAAGUAACAAACAACUCAAAGGAAAGACCAGAUGUCUGGGUGGAAAGCCCGGAAAAAUCAAUAAUUGUCUCUAUCACCAGUGACAUCCGAACAAUCAGUUCUGAGGUAUUUGCUGCACCAUACAGCUUGAGAUUUCCACGUAUCGACUGUGUUAGAUAUGACAAGCCCUGGCACGACUGUCUUGAUGUGCAAAGUUUUGUUGAAUUGGUAGAUUCAAGCAAUGGUACCACUCAGAGAGGGACAAACUCGGGAGGGGCAAAGGGUCCUGGAAGAAAGCAUAUCAAGCUCAAGAGCCGUGAGAGGAAGAAUGCUUCACUUGUUCCUUCUCAUUUCAUACAAACAGAUGUCUCUCAGAUUAAGGGUGAAACAUCAAUAUUUUCUAACACGGUAUUUUACUUUGCUAAUGUGCCAUCAUCACAUACCUUGGAUUUGUUGCACAAAAUGAUUGUUGAACAUGGAGGCACUUUCUCAAUGAAUUUGAACAACUCCGUCACUCAUUGCAUUGCAGCUGAAAGUAGAGGGAUCAAGUUUCAGGCUGCAAAGCUUCAUGGCGAUGUUAUUCAUUGUUCUUGGUUCUUUGAUUGUUGUUCACAAAAAAGGCUCCUCCCACUACUUCCAAAGUGCUUCAUUUUCCUUUCUGACUCAACUAAGAAAAAGUUGCAAGAAGAGGUCGACGAGUUCUCUGAUUCUUACUACAUUUGCCUUAAAAUGGAUGAUUUUAAACAGCUCAUUAACAGUGUUUCUUAUUCUGAAGAGUCUAAAGUUAUUGAAUUGUAUAAGAAGAAAUACUGUCCAGAGGAUAAAUGGUGUCGUUUUCAUGAUUGCUGCAUCCACUUUUUCCUUCAUACACACUCUUUAAACGGUUCACAGCAGAAAUUUUUCUUGGAGCUUGCAAUGAGGAGGUUGAAGCUUGAAGUUACCAUGUGGGGUGGCAAACUUUCUGACAAUAUUUUGCAGGCUACCCAUCUGGUUAUCAUUUCUCUUCCAGAAUUGUGUUUGAACUUUGACAUGUUGUUGAAGAGCUUCUCUGCAGCAGAUAGACAUCUGUUGUGCAGUAACAAAUUGCACAUUGUGAGUUCGCAAUGGUUGGAAGAUUGUUGUGAGAGAAACCAGAAGUUGCCCGAGGAUAGUUACAGUUUGAAGCCCAUGAAUUUUGAAGCAUAUGUCAUGAAAGAGAGAAAAGACGAAUCCACACUUGAUGACAAUACAGUCAAACAUGUCGUACCGGCUCCAGCCUUUGAAGAUGAGCCGGAAGAAAAAAUUGCAUCCUUGAAUGAGUCCACAACCAGCAUGCCGCCUAAGAGAGAUGCCAAAAGAAAACAGAGACCUAGGGGUAGAACCGCCUCAACUAGACUGGAAGCCACGGUCAAACAGCCAAGGAGAGCAAAGUUUGGAAGCAAACCCGCCAGGAUCGACAUGAAUGAAACCAGCGAAAGCGAUGAUUCUUCAGUUGGGAUUUCCCAAAAAUAUGAGUUUGGCGGGAGCGACAAGGAAGAGAACUGUGAUUUCGACAUGCAUAUUGAUGACAGCAGAAAACCCAUGAUCGACAGGAACGAAACGAAGACCAGACAUAAAAUCACAGUUAAACAGUCAAGCAGAGCAAAGGUUGGAAGCAAACCGGCCAAGAUCAAGGAUGAUGAAACAAACGAAAGUGAUGACGCUUUAGUGGGAAUUUCCCAAAAACAUGAAUUUGGCAGGGGCGACAAGGAAGAAACCUGUGAUUUUGACAUGAAUUAUGAGGAGAGCAGAAAACCCAAGAUCGUCGUGAAUGAAACGACUAGACAGAAACUCACAGUUAAACAGCCAAGGAGAGCUAAGGUCGGAAGCAAAUCGGCGAAGAUCAAUGAUAAUGAAACAAACGAAAGUGACGAUGCUUCAGUGGGAAUUUCACAAAAACAUGAAUUUGGCAUGAUCGAAAAGGAAGAAAAUCGUGAAUUCGACACGCAUAACGAUGAAAUCAUACACAAAAGCCGUCCAGAGAUCCCAUUGAGCUGUGGUAUCAAUGAUUCUAAGAUGCUAACACAAGGGAAAGAAAUUAAAGAGUCAUUGGACUUUAGCCGCGAUGGAGAAGAAAAGAAUGUUAGCAGAACAUUAGACCAUAACACUCAUCAUGAUCCAUUCCGAUCAAUCUUGCAACCAAAUAUGUUGUCAUGCCAUGAGAAGGAACCGAGCAGCUCGACCGCCCCUCUUGAGUGUGAAAAUCAGGUCCCAGGUUUGGACACGAACCCCAACAACAGCAUGAAUGUCGAUACGCAUGAAAAUCCUCAAAUAGAUCUCACUCCAAAUCCUUCAAAGAAGAAAAAGGUCAGCUUCAGAAGUCUAGCUGCCGAAUUGCUCAAAGAUUGGUGAGUGUAACUGCUUAGAUUCUUGCUUUCUUUUGGCAAUAAUUAUACUUGUCCUGUCACUUAUGAGGUACUCCCUUCUUUUUUAAUUGCCUGAAUCACUUAACAUUUAGCUAAUAGUAUCUCUUAGAAUGUAGCAAAAAUAUUACUCCGUAUUUAAAAUGUUGUAUUAAUAUUAUUUUUUGAUGCAACUAUAAUAGGUAUUCUCUUAUUUAGUUUAAUCCGUAAUAUAUUCAUGUGGAUACU